This is a messenger RNA of Pomacea canaliculata, 1720 nucleotides long. Its product is annotated as proton-coupled folate transporter-like. Bases 317 to 1720 code for a protein of 467 amino acids. Gene Ontology annotation, biological process: transmembrane transport. The transcript is spliced from 6 exons. Lineage: Eukaryota; Metazoa; Mollusca; Gastropoda; Architaenioglossa; Ampullariidae. Gene Ontology annotation, molecular function: transmembrane transporter activity. Gene Ontology annotation, cellular component: membrane. The record is from RefSeq and is a predicted model, not a curated record.
AUCUCGCAGGCACACGAGACCACGUAUGACUUCGUCUGAUGCUCCAUUGUGUCUCUCAUGUGAAAUACGUUUUAGCAUCAUUUUUUUAAAGAACCUUCUUAAUUAUUAAAGAAAGUUACGCGAUCAGAAUGUCGAAACUGGACAAACAGCAAAAUACUGACAAUGAGAGUGCAAAAAGUGAGAGCUUGGCGAAGCCAGACGGAAAACAACCUCAAACCGAUUUGAACAGUACUAUGACAACGUCUGGGACUGCAAAGAAAGAGCAGCAGACAAAGUGCUUGUCUUUUUCAAGCGCAAUGCGUUUGUGAUAGCAUUGAUGAUGAACGCGAUGAUAGAGGCGCUUCUCAACACCACACGUAGCCAGUACCGUUUCCGUUUCUUCCAGUCGCAGUAUGAGGGGGAGCUGCUUGGCCGGAGCAACGUCACGAGGGCAUGUGGGGAGGCAAUGGAACCGGAAGUUCAGGAAGUGGAGUUUAAAAUCAGCGAUGAAUCUGCACGGUGGACGCUGUACGAGUGGUACACCAACAUAGUGCCGUUGAUGAUGUCAACCGUCCUGAUGGGCAUGAAGUCAGACCAGAUUGGGCGACGCUUUAUUUUUCUUUUCCCUUUCUUUAUAUCCAUGAUCGACUGCAUACUGUUCGCGACUAUCAUCAGGCUUGGGCUCCACUAUAAAUGGUCCCUCAUUGGCCAGUUCCUCUGGGGGGUCUCAGGCGGCGGCAUAAACAUGUUGGUCGCCUCUUACGCCCUAGUUUCGGACACGCACGGCAACGAAACAGACGAUAGUAACUCUUCUUCCCCCUCACCACCAAAUGACGACACGGAUCUUGACCCGUCGAGGGAAAAAGGCAGAACUAUGAAGUUUGUCAUCGUCGACGUACUCAGGUGGGCUGGUUCAAGCGUGACGGCCUUUGGUUCUGGCUACGUCAUCAGUUCUGCGGGGUUCUUUUACGCCGUUGUCAUCAUCAUGGUGUGGAAAACCCUCAACUUCACCUUCGCUUAUGUUCUUGUGACGGAGACCGGGAAGCAGAAAAAAAGUCCUGGUUUGGUCGCUCCCCUAAAAACAAUUUAUGCAGCCUUCAAAAAUCCCCGCAAGGGUCUCACGCUGUUUUUAGUCACCACCGCCCUCCUGUUCUCAGUCUACGCUGUUGUUGGGGAAGACGAAGUUCUUCGUACUUACCAGAUGAGCCCCCCGUUUUGCAUGAGUUCCGUGGAGCUGGGCUGGUUCGCCAGUGAGACCAGGUUGAAAAGCUUUUUCGGGCUUCCUUUGAUGUGGCUUUGGCGCCGGAUGCACCUGGCCGAGUCGACCAUUGCUGCUCUAGGAAUGGCGUCUGCAGCGGCGUCACAGUUCUUCAUGGCACUUGUUCGAUACACGUGGGUGUUCUACGCAGUGCCAGUCAUAGCGAUACCUAUGUCUCUGGCCGGAUCAAUGACCAAAGUCAUCACGUCCCGUCUAAUUGGCAGAAGGGCACUUGCCUCCACGUUUGCCUUAUUGUUGCUAACAGAGGAACUCUUUGCCUUCGCCGGCAGCAUGUCGACUAACUACCUGUACCAGGCCUUCCUCAAGACAACACCUGCAGCCCCGAUCUUUCUUUGUGGCGCAGGCUACUCUUUGUCUUGCGUGCUGUACAGCAUCGAAACAUUUAACAGUCGACGUAAAAACCCAGCAGGUGACGAUGAUGUCGAAGUCAAUGUUCAAGAAAUGGCAGGCACCAGGAAAUGA